Molecule: messenger RNA, 303 nt
Organism: Iphiclides podalirius (scarce swallowtail)
Lineage: Eukaryota; Metazoa; Arthropoda; Insecta; Lepidoptera; Papilionidae
Source: the annotation of a GenBank genome assembly
AUGGCCCGCCCGGUGCAGGACGCGCGCAAUAAAACGCAACGCGGCUCGAACGUGCCAUUUUUAAGUGACACGAGAAAAAUACAGGCCGCCUCGAGUGUACGGGCGGCGACACACGCACUCGGUGUCAAUAUCGUCACUGCGGCUGCGAUUAUCGUUCGGAGGCGGCGGGCGCGCUCGCGGGGUUACAAGUUGCGCGUGAGCCUACGCGCGGCCGAUACCACGGCCGGCCACCACGACAAUGCGACUCCAUAUUGCGGUGCGCCGCCUCCCCCGGUCUCCAAUUGCCUAGCCACCUCUCUCUUU